This is a messenger RNA of Penicillium chermesinum, 414 nucleotides long. RefSeq lists its product as uncharacterized. The transcript is spliced from 2 exons. Lineage: Eukaryota; Fungi; Ascomycota; Eurotiomycetes; Eurotiales; Aspergillaceae. Bases 1 to 414 code for a protein of 137 amino acids. The record is from RefSeq and is a predicted model, not a curated record.
AUGGAUUUGGAACCCUCGGCCGAUAUGGACAAAUUGGAUCUGCAAGCUGAGAGAAACUAUGACGAGCUGGGACUAAAGAUGGACGAGCUGAUCGACGCGUUAGCAUCACACCCCGAAGUGCAACCACCAACCCCACACCCGACGGCCUUCUUCCUACUCAGCUUCAUUCGCGCCACCCGCGAGCACCUGCGGAACAUCGACUUCCAGAAACUCGCCGAAGGCGGCAGUAAAGAGAGCCAGGCCCUGCGCGAUGUCAUCGGGCGGAAUUGGUUCGCCAAUAUGAUCCUCAACGACCAGUCGGGCGCUUUAUCGCUGGUGACGCCAGGCGACGGAUCGCACUCUAUCCAGAUCGGCCCAGAUAUCAAGGCAAAAGCGAAAGCGUUGCAUGAUUUCUGGGGGCUCAAGUCGGACUGA